CACCAGGAACUCCUCCAGGGACCACAGACCGUUGGAGAGCAGGUAAUAGCUGAGCUGUCAUCAGUCCAGGUGACUGAGUGCACCUGAGCGUCAGUGCUGCCGUGGCACAGUCUGGAUAUUUACUGCUCCGUGAGGAAGAAAACCCACAGCACCGUGGCUCAAAGUAGGGACUGAGGCUCCCAUUUUCAGCCUGGAUUAUUUCACCACCUGGAUUUAUUUUUUUCUGUCUUGGUUUUUGGAGAUGGUCUGAGCUGCUGAGGUGGGAGUGGUUUUCAUGCCGAAGCACAGACUUUCACACGGACACAGAUGAAACAGCAUCAUACUUAAGUCUGUGAAACACCCAGCGGCGGCCAUGUUGGAUUUUUUCCUCACAUCGCUGGAGUUGGUCCGUCUCCAUCCGACACCUCGUGGCUGCACGCCGCCAACCUAAGUUUUCGGUCUCUCUCAGCUUCCUGUUUCUGUUUUCUUCAGUAACACCUGGUGGGGACAGAGAUCUCCAUUCACUCCUCACUGAGAAUGUCCUGUGCUCAUGACAAGCUGCUCACCUGCAGCGUUUCUCACCUGCGUCUCCUGCCGCUGACCCUCCUGUGGCUCUGCCUUCUGAACACAGGUGUGUCUGCAGAUCUGUGUAGGGUGAGCGGUGGGGUACUGGGGAUCCACUGGAGCAGCACCGUCAGCUUUGGCUGGUACCCUAUUGCGAGCGGCAAAGGCGGAGCCACGUGUUGGGAGACCUGCUGUUUACAUCCAAGCUGCGGCGCCGUGUGGAGCAUCGGAGGGAGCUGCGUUCUCCUCAGCUGCUCCAAAAGGAGGGGCUGCUCCAUCACUUCUCUGCCUCAAACUCACCAGGAGUCACUAGGCCUCCUUCAGCUGGUGUCAAAGGGUCGUGGGCCGCAGUCAGGAUCCUUCAGACGGAGAAGAAGAGACCUCGAAACCAGGGAAUAUCCUAUGUCGGCAUCACCGCUCCCCAAUAAGACUACGCUCGUUGCACACCUCAAGAUCGUCCAAAAGAAACACACCAACAGGAGUUUGGACGCCGCUCAAACUCUGUCCGAACAGAACUCAACUUCUGUGAAAACUGUUGAAAAUCCAGCGUCUUCCAACGGCAAUGAUGACGACGUGACCACAGUCGCCGAUUCUGCUGCCAUCACGUCUCCAACAAAGGCUGCAGUGAAGGAGCUGGUGGUGUCAGCAGGACAGAGUGUGGAGGUCACACUGCCCCGCAGCGAGGUGGAGCUCAACGCCUUCGUGGUGCCUCCACCUUCACCAGGUUCUAACUAUGGCUUUGACUGGCAUUUGAUAACACACCCCAAAGACUACAGCGGAGAGAUGGAAGGGCAGCACAGCAAGACGCUGAAACUCAGCCAGCUGACUGUAGGUCUGUACGAGUUUGAGGUGGAGGUAGACGGGGAAGGAGCUCACGGCGAAGGUUACGUUAACGUCACAGUCAAACCAGAGCCCAGGGUAAACAAACCGCCUGCUGCCAAAGUUUCUCCAAAGUUCCAGGAAAUAUCCUUGCCGACCAGUUCCACGGUGAUUGACGGCAGUCAGAGCACUGAUGACGACAAGGUGGUUGCAUGGCACUGGGAAGAGGUCAAAGGUCCCCUGAGGGAGGAGAAGGUCUCUGCUGAUACCCCCGUCCUCACCCUCACCGGCCUGGUGCCUGGAAACUACACUUUCAAUCUAACAGUGACGGACUCUGACGGAGCCUCAAACUCCGCACAGGCCACACUCACUGUCAACAAGGCCACAGACUACAGGCCUGUGGCCAACGCGGGCCCCAACCAGGUCAUCCAGCUGCCACGCAACUCCAUCACUCUGAACGGCAACCAAAGCACCGACGACCACGACUCCCUGUCCUACGAGUGGUCCCUCAGCCCCGAGAGCAAGGACAAAGUGGUGGAGAUGCAGGGCGUACGGACACCAACCCUGCAGCUGUCGGCCAUGCAGGAGGGCGACUACACCUUCCAGCUGACUGUGACUGACUCAGCCGGACAGCAGGACACCGCCCAGGUCACUGUCAUUGUUCAGCCAGAGAACAAUAAACCCCCAGUGGCCGACGCAGGACCAGAGAAGGAGCUGACGUUACCUGUGGACCGGACCACACUGGACGGGAGGAAGAGCAGCGACGAGAAGAUCGACUCCUACCACUGGAGACAGGCCAGUGGUCCUGUUGAUGUGAAGAUCGAGAACGCAGACACUGCAGUUGCCACGGUGACUGGUCUGGAGGUUGGCCAGUACGAGUUCACACUGACAGUGAUGGACGAGAGGAAGCUGGAGAGCAGUGACACGGUCACUGUCAUCGUCAGAGAAGAACUGGACCAGCCUCCAGUGGCCCGGGUUCUUCCCGGUCCAGUCGUCCUUCUGCCCAUCAAAACAGCUUCUCUGGAUGGAUCCCACUCCACUGACGACAAAGGUGGAGUGGCCUACCUGUGGACCAGAGACGACAGCAGUCCUGCUGCAGGGGAGGUUCUGAAUAACUCUGACCAUCAGCCCGUGCUGCUCCUGGGAAACCUGGUGGCAGGAAAGUACAGCUUCAGUCUGACUGUGACCGACAGUAAAGGACAGACCAGCAGUGACCGAGGCACCGUGGAGGUCAAACCAGACAUCUGGGAGCGUGAUCUGGUGGAGCUGGUGUUUGAGGUUCCUGUGUCUCAGGUGACCCAGCAUCAGCGUGACAUGCUGCUGCGUCAGGUCGGAGUCUUACUGGGCGUGCUCGACAGUGACAUCAUUGUCAGAGAGAUCAGUGCAUUUAAUGAGCACAGCACUCGUUUGGUCUUCCUGGUGUCUGGUGGUCCAGGGCGCCCUCCACUGUCCGGUCACAGCGUUGCACUUGGUCUCCGCAACAAACUGCACAAGCAGAAAAACGACUUCCUCAUUUUCAAAGCCCGUCGAGUGGACACAGUCAUCUGUCAGCUGAACUGCUCCAGCCACGGCGACUGUGACUCCUUCACUCGACGCUGCGUCUGUCACCCGUUCUGGAUGGAGAACUUCAUCAGAGUUCAGUUUGGAGACGCAGAGACCAAUUGUGAGUGGAGCGUUCUCUACGUGACUAUAGCGUCUUUUAUGAUUGUUGUCGCUAUAGCAACAGUGACCUGGGGGAUGGUGUGUUGCUGUAACAGACGAAAGAGCAAAGUGCGAAGGAGCAAAAGUCGAUACAAGAUUCUGGAAGCAGAGGAGAGGGACGCUCUGGAGCUCCAGGUGCCCAGAGCUGCGUCUCGUAUGAAGCCAGUCCCUGCACCCACCUCCUCCGCUCUCAUGCACUCGGACUCAGACCUGGACAGUGAUGAAGGACACGUCGGCGUCCCAUGGAUGGAGCAGGAGCGAGGACAACUCCUCAGACCUCAGAACGGCUCCGUGAGGAACGGCCAAGGUCCCGUCAGGAGCAAAAAGCAAAGAGAA
Cynoglossus semilaevis (tongue sole) is the source of this 3399-nucleotide messenger RNA. RefSeq names its product KIAA0319-like ortholog. The record is from RefSeq and is a predicted model, not a curated record. Gene Ontology annotation, biological process: homophilic cell-cell adhesion; neuron migration. Gene Ontology annotation, cellular component: membrane; Golgi apparatus; cytoplasmic vesicle. NCBI's taxonomy places the organism in Eukaryota, Metazoa, Chordata, Actinopteri, Pleuronectiformes, Cynoglossidae. Gene Ontology annotation, molecular function: calcium ion binding.